GCAGAGCGCUCUGACGGCGGUGAAAGCACAUAUAACGGAAUGGUAUCGUGACGAGUGCGGACGGAUGAGAGGCAACGGAAACUUUGGCAAACGUAGUCGAUCUAACGAGAACGGUAUUUUUGCUUAUCGAGAAAAGAUACGCCUCGUCGUCUACGCGCGAUCACCGUGAGUUUUCGCGUCGUCGUCGCGUUCGCGGUAUAGGUUAUAAACGGCGCGCGCGUAAGAUCGGGCUAACAACCGAAUCCAAAGAGAGAGAGAAAGAAAGAAAAUACGUGUGUACGGUUUAUAUAUCGAUCUUUUGUUAUUUUCACGCGAAGCGUGCACGCGAGCAGGUAGAGUGACAGAAAGAGAGAGAGGGGGGAGGAGAAAUGUGUGUUUAGCGAAAGUGCACCGAACCCCCGACGUGAUCUACGAGGAACGCGCGACGUUUAAUUGCAGAGAUAAUUGUUGCCGUAUCUUCCGCUAUUAAUUAUGACGACUCUAGAAUCAGACGAGAGCCAUGUCGAUAAAAUGCCGCAUGUGGAAUGGAGCAAAACGACCUCCGGAUUGGCAGGAUGUAUGUUCCCCGAUGGACUGAAUCCCCUAGAAUGUCAGAUGGCCGGCCACUUCUUCGACGGUGAUAGACACACUAUUGGCAUGUUGGUAUGCAGACGGACUGGACAUGUAUUGAAACCGGCGACUAAAGCGAUCAUCGGGGAAAGAGAAAUUGCAUUCUACGAGGACUUGAAGAAUUCCCAUGAUGCCACGAUAGUGCAACUAAAAAAAUUCGUUCCAUGCUAUUUUGGCACAACAGAACUACAAGUCUUUAACAAACGUACGAAGUUUCUCAAGCUUAAGGAUAUCACGGAGGGCAUGGCAGAACCAUGUGUGAUGGAUAUCAAGAUUGGCCGUCGCACGUGGGAUCCUUUAGCCACGCCAGAGAAGAGGGCAACGGAAGAAAUCAACAAUGAAACUUUCUUGAACAUAACACCUGAGAGGCCAGCCUGUCGGCAGUUGAUCUUCGCACUGUUGUCACUCCUGGGGAGAAUCAUGCUGUUCUUCCGUAUACAGCGGAAAUAUCGCUUCUACUCCAGUUCACUUUUGGUCGCCUACGACGCUCGAAAAUUACGGCAGUGCUGUCGUUCUGAUAAUGAAGAUCCCAAUGAUCAGAUGUACUCCAGAGAUAAGUCCGCGUUCUUUCCGUCGACGAGUCGUACCACUUCAGGCCCAAACGUAUCCGAGCAAGUCGCGUUGGUCGCGUCCGUUUCCAACGUAGGAAUCAAGAGAAAUUGGAUGGAGGCGCAGACAAGUAGACCAAUACUCAAAAGGAGCGUAAGUCUCAGCGGAUCCGUGCCGAUAGCGUGUGAGCAGAUAUUGAAUCGGAGCGGAUUUUAUAGUCCAGAUUUUAAGAUAAACCGCCUCUGUCGAUCUUGUCCGAGCCAAUUUUCGCUUCCAUGCACGAAUAACGUCACGAUUAAAGAUAUUCGCAACAUAGAAAACAACUGCAAUUGGGUCAGAGUAAACAUGAUUGAUUUUACACACGUUUUCCCUGCGGAUGACUCCGAUUUGGAUUUUAAUUAUUUGGAAGGUAUCGAGAACUUGAUCAAGCUUUUAAGUACAUUCAUCAAACGUAUUCGAAAACGCGAGCAAGACAACUCUUGUGCAACUAUUGCGCAAUAAAGUUUUCUUAUCAAAGAGAAUAAUGUGUUAUUCGUGAUGAUAUUCCCGGAAGUGAACGAAGAAAAUUGAUUCGGCUAAGAAUAGAAUUGGCGAUGUGUCGGCCUUAUUAUCGAACGAUGGAGAGUAAAAUAAUCAAUAGCGCCAAGAUCUUUGACAAUCGUCAGGUUGAAAAAGGACGCUGUUCACCAAGGAAAACUACGUGGAAAGCUACUGAGCUUUUGGGAGAGAGAGGUAUUGAAAUCUGAAGAAACAUGCGAGCAUCGAAUGUAAACAGAUACAAUCCCCAAAAGACGGAAAUUUUAUAUGGACUUGAGGCGACAUGUUUUUCUCUAAGAUUUCAGCAACACUUACUCGAUAUCGAGCCAAAGAUCGAGUAUGAAAGAGGAUUUUUCUGCCAAAUUUAAAGAGGCAGUCUAAUCUAAUCAAACAGACGAUUAAUUUUGAAUCUAAACAGAUUCCAAAGAGACAAAACGUCUUCUCUAGAAUAUAAUUAAGACUUUUAUACUUUGCCAAAAAAAUUAACACAUUGUAUAAAGUAUCUAAGAAUUUCGUACACAAAUUUCUCCAUAUUUGCCGUAUACAUAAAAAAAUAUGAAAAAUAUGUAAAAAUUCAGUGCCGGUAGAAAAAUGUAAUACAUCUCAUCGUUCAAGUUCAUAUUAUGACGACAAUAAGUCGCACUUUAUAAACACUGUAUUGCGAUGGCAAAGGAUCCUCUAAAAAUGAUGUAUCUUUACUAUUGAAUUUGCCAAGUCACAGAUAAUUUAUAUUGUACGCAUUACGUGAAAGUGCAGAAAUUAUUGUAAGUAUAACACCAGCAAUAAAUCAUUAUGACGUAAAGAAUGAA
Messenger RNA from Camponotus floridanus (Florida carpenter ant), 2504 nucleotides. RefSeq names its product inositol polyphosphate multikinase (gene Ipk2). NCBI's taxonomy places the organism in Eukaryota, Metazoa, Arthropoda, Insecta, Hymenoptera, Formicidae. Gene Ontology annotation, cellular component: cytoplasm; nucleus. Gene Ontology annotation, molecular function: inositol tetrakisphosphate kinase activity; inositol-1,4,5-trisphosphate 3-kinase activity. The record is from RefSeq and is a predicted model, not a curated record. Bases 472 to 1659 code for a protein of 395 amino acids. The transcript is spliced from 5 exons. Gene Ontology annotation, biological process: inositol phosphate biosynthetic process.